CCAAUAUUAAAACAAAUAGAAUAAAACACAAACGCAAAAAACGCGCACACUAAACAGAAAGUAGCUGAAAAAAGACUCUUCAACUUUUACGCAAUCGAUGCAGAAAAAAAGAAUCAAUGAAACAAAAAAUUUUUGCAAUUCUUUAACUGUGUAAAAUUAAGCUGACUUUAUAAACAUUUGGGAAAAACAGCAUUUCUCUAUUAACAGGAAUUAAUAAACGAAAGGCCUAAAAUGUCUGAUUACGGAAAUUUUGGGCCCUUAAUUGGUGUCAUCCAUGUUAGCAAUACGCACUGUAAAUUUAUGAUUUAUUCGACCAAAAAUGCUGAAGUUUUGACAUCGCAUGAAUUGAAAUUGAAACAAAUUGUUCAUAAUGCCGGCUGGUGUGAAUAUGAUCCCAAUGAGAUAUGGAAAUACACAGUGGAGUGUAUAGAGACGGCUUAUAAAAAUCUCGUAAUAUUAGAAAUUAGCCCUCAUGACAUCAUCGCUGUAGGUAUUUGUAAUAUGAGAGGCACCACUGUCUUAUGGGAUCGAGAUACAGGUUCUGCUUUACACAAUGCUAUUGGUUGGACGGACAGUCGUUGUACCUCUUUAUUGAAAACAUUGCUUAAUAAUUACAAACGUAAUGUAAAUUAUUUAAGAUCUGUAACUGGGUUACCUUUGAGCACGUGUUUUAGUGCUUUAAAAAUAAAAUGGUUAAUGGAGAAUAAUGCUGCGGUGCAGGAAUCUUUGGAAAGGGAUACAUUGUGUUUUGGUACUAUUGACUCGUGGUUGUUGUGGAAAUUUACCGGAUCAGAGAUCUGUGGUGUUCAUGCUACGGAUAUAACAAAUGCCCAAUACAGCGGCUUAAUGAAUGUGAAUACCAUGCAAUGGGAUAAAAAUGUGUGCAAAUUUUAUAAAAUACCCAUGAAUAUACUGCCUAGAAUACGUACCAAUUCCGAAAUAUAUGGUUAUAUUAUUGAGGGACCUUUAAACAACAUACCCAUAGCCAGUGUUAUAGGAGAUCAACCGUCUGCUUUGUUGGGACAACUUUCCCUAAAAGCUGGUCAAAAUAUGUGUUCCAUAGAUGAUAACUGUUUUGUUUUACUUAAUACUGGUCAAGAAUUUGUUGAAUCUGAUAAUGGUUUAUUAUCAAUAAUUUCGUAUAAGUUGGGUCCAAAGGCAAAAACAAAUUUUGCUUUAGAAGGCGCCAUUAGUAAUGCUGGUUCCACGGUCAACUGGCUAAAAGAGGGUUUACGCAUCAAUACAGAAAUCAAUUCUAACGAUAAUGUGGUAGAAGUAUUAAAUACAUUUUUGGGUGAAACAUCGAUGAUUUCAUCAUGUUCGUCCAGUAUGUUAAAUGCGGAAUGCGGUGUGGCGGCCAAAAGAUCGGAAAUUACAUUUGUACCUGCUUUUCAUGGUUUAUAUGCGCCCUAUUGGCGUUAUGAUGCUAGAGGUAUAAUCUUAGGCUUAACCAGUCAAACGACUGCAGAAAAUAUUUCACAGGCAGCUUAUGAAGCAACAGGUUUUCAAAUACACGAAGUAUUAGAAGCUUUUAAACGUGAUACCAAAACGUGGGAUUGGUCAAAUAUGAAAGAACAUUUGGUCUUUGGUGGUGAUUAUGCAGAAAACACCACAUUAGUGCAAUACAUAGCUGAUAUUGUAGGUAUAAUAUUGGAAAGACCACAAACAGCCUCUCCUUGUGGUCUGGGAGCUUUAAUAGCAGCAGGGAUAACUAUGGAAGUAAUAAAUGAAACCUAUGCUCAAAUUGCCUAUAUGCCACCAGCAGAUGUUUUUAGCCCUACCACCACACCAAAUAGACGUUCUCUGCUCUAUAAACGUUGGGAAUAUGCUGUAAGGAAAUGUUUAAACUGGGAUAAUUAUGAAAGUUUUGAAUCUGAUUUGGCUUUAUUUGCUCAACGUGAACGUGAUCCCAAUCUUCCCUUAAGACGUUCAUUGCCAGGCAGUAUAUUUUUAACCAGUGCAUUUGUAUUCCUAAUUGUAGCCAAUUUUUUAAAGACUCAACAAUGAAUCAACAAUUAGUUAAAUAUCAGGCAUUUUUGUUAUAUAUAUAUAGCUAUAACUAGUUUAAGCUUUUAACGUACAAAAAAAGUGUUAAAGUUAAUGAACUUAAAAGAAAAUACUUUAAUUUUAACCCUUUAACUUUGUUUAUAGUUUAUUUUAUUUUUAUGAUUUUUUUCCUUUUUGUACCUCAUUUUUAUUAAGGAUUUUUCUUAACAUUCUCUUUUAUAUACAACAAAAAAUAUUAUUUAAUUUAUAUGCUCUAGUCAUGUGUUAAAAUGUAAUUUAUUUUAUUUAUAAACAAAACAGAACAGAUCCAUAAAAGAACAACGUUGUACAUGUUGUGGCAAUUACACACAAUAUUUCCAUAACUUUGUAAUUGCAAUUAAACAUAAAGUUCCUUUCGUUUAUUAUUAAAUACUCCUUAAAAACCA
Lucilia sericata (common green bottle fly) is the source of this 2432-nucleotide messenger RNA. RefSeq names its product glycerol kinase. Gene Ontology annotation, cellular component: mitochondrion. Gene Ontology annotation, biological process: triglyceride metabolic process; glycerol-3-phosphate biosynthetic process; glycerol metabolic process. The transcript has 8 exons. NCBI's taxonomy places the organism in Eukaryota, Metazoa, Arthropoda, Insecta, Diptera, Calliphoridae. Bases 232 to 2007 code for a protein of 591 amino acids. The record is from RefSeq and is a predicted model, not a curated record. Gene Ontology annotation, molecular function: kinase activity; phosphotransferase activity, alcohol group as acceptor.